Rosa rugosa (rugosa rose) is the source of this 906-nucleotide messenger RNA. RefSeq lists its product as uncharacterized. The coding region runs from base 1 to 906 and encodes 301 amino acids. The transcript has a single exon. Lineage: Eukaryota; Viridiplantae; Streptophyta; Magnoliopsida; Rosales; Rosaceae. The record is from RefSeq and is a predicted model, not a curated record. Gene Ontology annotation, molecular function: nucleic acid binding; zinc ion binding.
AUGAAGGCAAGGGCUAUGAUUUUCAUCAGGAAACAUAUGGAAGAAGCACUCAAGGUGGAAUAUUUAGCUGAAGAAGACCCACGAUCUCUUUGGGUCGCUCUAGAAGAGCGAUUCAACCACCAAAGGGCCAUCUACUUGCCGGAAGCAAGGCACGAUUGGCAGAACAUACGUUUCCAAGAUUUCAAGACUGUCAAUGAGUAUAACUCUGAAAUCUGCCGGAUUCGGUCACUCCUAAAAUUCUGUGGAGAAGAGCUCACAGAAGCCGACCUACUGGAGAAAACUUUCUCCACCUUCCCACCUUCCUGUAUGGUCCUGCAGCAACAAUACAGGGAAAGAAACUUUGCUAGAUUCUCCGAAUUAAUCACCAUCCUGUUGCUCGCUGAAAAGAACAACAACCUACUUCUGAGGAAUGAUCAAGCAAGGCCCACCGGUACUAGAGCAAUUCCUUUGCCUGAAGCAAAUACUAUUGCCCAUCACGAAAAUAAUCGUGGAAGGAGGAACCGGGGCCGUGGAAGGGGAAGAAGGUCUGAACGUCCAAGGCAUGGAAGGAGAAAUGGGCCCAGAAAUGGCCCAUAUGAUCGUGACCACCCAGGCAAUGGCCCAAGGGGUCGAGGAGGACGUGGACAAGGCCCACGUGGUGGAAACCGAAAUGGCCAAGUCCGACAAGCUCAAAUUAGAGAGAACCCUGGUCCGGCCCGUCGCCCUCAAAAUCAACAUAAUCUAUGUUAUAGAUGUGGAGGCACUGACCAUUGGUCCCGCACCUGUCGUGCAACAGAUGAAGAGAUAGGAGAGUAUCACGCCAAACGCGGAACUCGAGAGGCCAACCUUGUGGAAGAGUCAGUCCCUAUGGAUACCACCUUGGAGAUUACUGAUUUCCAAGCAGCCAAUGGAUACAUCGAGGAUUGA